This is a messenger RNA of Caenorhabditis auriculariae, 3970 nucleotides long. The record is from the annotation of a GenBank genome assembly. NCBI's taxonomy places the organism in Eukaryota, Metazoa, Nematoda, Chromadorea, Rhabditida, Rhabditidae.
AUGCUCAAGCUCCUCGCCCUUCUCCCUCUGCUGCUGAUAGCCGGGUCUGCCGCCGUCGAAGAACCUUCUGAGUCUUUGAAAAGUGUUUUCAUGAAACACAUCAAAGAACGGCUCAAAGUUGAGCAUUUUGCUCGGAGAGCAUCCAACUUGGAAAUCACUCUGAAAUUGGCGAGGUGCAGAAAAGGGGCCAUUCGACCAGCCACAGAGUUUUUCUUCGAUGGAAAAGUUAACAAGAGCAUCUACCUUGUGUGCGGUGAAUUCUCAAAGAAAUACUGCGAGGUGAACCCGCUAGAGCCGCUAGUCCCUCUGAACUUCACUAAAGAGGAAAUCGAGAAGAGUUUCAAGUUCCUGCCAUACCUGCAGACGUUGGAAGUGACGCUCGAAUGUGAGCGGGAAACUUUCAAAAACCUCUACAAGCAUGACAACGCAAGGAAGAAACUUCCUCCUCCGCAAAAGGUGCAGUACGAACCCGCCGUCGUGACAGCCGAAUUUAUUCCGACCGACAGCUUCUGCCCGACUUGCAAGUCGGCCUUCGAAAAACUGGUGAUGCCUCGACCGACUUCCUCUUCAGACAUGUUGUUGUGAGUUUUCCCUUUUUUUAUUGGGUCAUUUGUAUAUAAACAAUUUGUAGGAGUAUAUGAAUAACAUGUAGGAAAAUAUUGAAAAUUUCGGUGCGUCAAAAGUAUUGACACAAUCAUGAUUUUGCAGUUCUUGAAGCUAAGUCUUUGUAGAGCUCUCAAAGUUUUUAGAAGAACUUGUUUUGAUCAAAAGUUUUUUUGCGUUUUAAUCAAGGACUUGGAUUUUGAAUGAUCAGUUUUGCUUGUUGUGACUGUGGAUGUUGUGCAAAAGCUCUCAGUGCGUCAAAAAUAUUGACUCCUUCCUUUUUUUUAUCAGUUUGGCAUGUUUCUUUUGUUCGUGGAUACUUCUCAAAAUGUUUUUUCUAUGUUCGCAACUCCCCACUUACAGUUAUCGGGUCACUGUAGGCGUCAUUAGUGUUAGCCGAUUUUUUUUUUUGAAACUUCUGAGAUUCGGCUUUAAACUUUCUCAACUUCUUUCGAAGUACUGUCUUUUCCAAUACACUCUGAGAACGGAAAACCAGAGCUGACAGGGGAGGUCAUUUUACUUUGCGGUUGAGAGUUUCCUGAAAGUUGGUCAGGACAUGAUGUACCAGAUCAAAGUCUCGCCCUGCACAACUACCUCGUUUUCGAAGAAAUAAGGUCUCAAAGCCUCAAAAUAGCCCAUUUUAUGAAUUUUGAGGGUUUCCUUUGACUUUGAGACGUUUUUUUCUCAAAAAAACGAGAAAGUUGUGCAGAUUGAGACUUUCAGAAUCUUCAUCCGGUCGAGGAGUAUUCUGACCAAUUUUCAGGAAAUUCCCAACAAAAAUUAAAGUGACCUCCCAUCGUGAGAAAAACGCAGCAUGACCAAAAAGACAAUUCUCAAGUACAUCUAAGAAGCCUCAAAUCAAAAAUUUUUUGCAAACAAGGAAAAGUUUGAAUAAAAUUCUCAAGUCACUGCUAAGCUACCGUAAUAUCACGGCGUUCCAAAUCAGGUCAAAUCUUUUCUCAAAGAUCGUCUGAGUGGUCGCGCAGAAACUAUGUCUGCCGAGUUCCAAAAUAACUUUGAAGUAAAUUUUCAAACAUCAAUGAUAUUUUGAUCUUUCUUUCUUUGACACGAAAAAGUCACGUGGAGAAGGGCUACAGUAGCCCAGUUCUCUCACAAGACCAAACAGACUAUGUUCUAUUUUCGUGCAGAAAAAAGCUAGACCACCUGAACUUUUUUUUUGAUCUGCCGAAGGAAAGGUGCAAGAAGUGAACUGGAAACUGACGUUGGAAUUAAAUAGUUAUUGAAAAAAUGCACCUGUGUCUGGAGAGGCUUUUUUGCGUUCUGAAAUUAGUGAUGUUUGAAAAUUCGUUUCCAAGUUAUACUAGAGAGCCUCUACAAGUUUCCGAAAAAAGGGAAAUAGUAGGGCCUUGACAUUUUUGUUACUAUUCCUAACUCUUCACCCACUUCCCUUUUCACAUUCCAUACCUGCUCUUUUGAACCCUCAUAGCUCUUUUUUUCUACUUAACUCCAGACUUCGAAAACUUUAAAAAAGGGAGAAACAUAUGAACAGAGGUGCAUUCUUUCUUAAUUUUUUUCUCAAUCUUCUUUUUGACCCAUUUUCAACUUCACGGAUCGGAUCGUCCCGGGGAAACUGCUUCAAAGCCCGUAGCCGCGCCCCUUCGGGAGCUUUGCAAAUGAGAUUUAUCGUCUAUAAUAAGUUCACGAUUUUUUUUUCCAUCUCUGCUUUUUUCUUCGGAGCUUUGCUAGUUCCUAAAGAAAAACAAGCUCAGAAAAAAGGUGGAGCGUCAAAGGUCAGUGCGACGAAAAUGGGCGGAGCCCUACCAAAGUAGUCUAGACCUGAGCACUUUCUGUUUCUUUGCCGCUCUCGAGAGCCAUGUUGAAGAUCUUCGCUCUGCUCCCUCUGCUGAUAGCCGGAACUACCGCUGUCGAAGUACCUUUUGAACUUGUGCGCCAUUUAGUCUCACGAAGUCUGCAGAACAAUCACAAAACGUUUCCUACGAGGAGCUUUCAAUUGGGACGUCACUUUCAAAUUGGUUGAUACAUGCCCCCUAUUUAAAUGUGACACUACAUUCACGGACAGAGGUAUUCAAAAGGACACCUACAAGGUGUGCGAACCCCUCUUCGCGAACUACUGCAUGACGGCAAAAGAGCCACAAGUAACGUUAGAGCUCAGUAAUGAAAUCAUCGAGAAGAUUCAUAACAAUUGAUUUUCUGCCUUUGCGGAAAAUCAAUGUGACACUCGACUGCGUUCAGGAAAAAUAUGGAAACUAUCGAUAUUCAACAGAUACAAACUCAGAAAAACUAAAGAUGCUCCUUCGGCAGGAGGUUCAGUAUGAACCAGCCGUCGUCGUGAAUUCAGCCCCGCUGAUUCAGAAUAGCACCUUCCUCCUCCCUUUAUCAGAAAAGCCUCAACUGAUGGCGGACGUGCCCACUUCUCUGUGAGUUUUUUGCUUUCUUCUUGUGACAUCAUUAGAAAAUCCCUUGGAUCAGUGCUGAAUGAUUAUCGACUUCCUCUAAAUUCUAGUGAAACAGGCGUCCUCAUAGGAGCACCAGUAACUGACUACACAUGUUUUAGCCUCCAUUCCGUUUUGCAAUUGAACGUUCAUUUCUUUGUUGGCACUCUCAAAAUACUGUGCUUCAUAAUUAUUGACUCAAUCUUGAUUUCGGCGUUUCCAGGGGUCUCUUUGUAUAGUUGUUGAAAGUGGUGAUUGAAAAGAAUGUUUCAAUGCGUGCGAUGUUUCGAAACCAAAAUGUGAUUACUAACCAUUUUCCUUUCCAAAUUCCAGUCUCAAAUUUAAGAAAUGGUCCGUUUGAACUUUUAAAAAAACACAUUGUAAGGCUAGAUGAGGCAUAAUUAUCGACUCACUUUUCUGCGGGAGAUUUUUGGAAAAAAUAUUUUUUCGUUCGUCACAAUUAUUGAUGCAAACAAUAUCCUAUCAGUUUUGCAUUCUGUGUCAUUUCCAAAAGCUCUGUACGUCACAAACAUGGACUCUUUCUACUUUGAACCGUUUCGCAUGCCUUCUCUUCUUUGAAACUACACAGAUUCUGUGCAUCAGGCAAUUUUCCGUAUGACUGGGUAACCCUAGCCUUGCUUUUUUUGAAAAAAUUCAAUCGGCAACUUUUUUUUCUUUGCGUGUAAAACAAGCUUUCACAUCUUACAGUAAUCUAGCUACCACAGCUUCAACUCGACCUGGCAUUAGCAAAAAACAAGCAAAAAUAAUAAAUUUUUCAAAAUAUUUUUAUUUUUAGGAUCUUCAUCGGAGCUCUCGCCGUUCUGGCCGUCGCCUUCUUCCUGUACCGCAAAAAAGUCCAGAAAGUUCGAGCACCUCUGGCAAUGAUCCAGCCGAAGCUUCUGGUCCAGAACCACUACCCGAAAGACUACGAAAACCAAGUCCUCGUUGCUUAA